AAUUUUGGAACGAAAUGUAGCGAAGAGAAGUACAGUAGUAAGAGUAACGCUGUAGCCGCUGCCGGCCGAGGGGGCGCGCCGGGGAGGGGACGCCGCACCCCCUAUCUGCCUCAGGGACCCCCAUCAAACCCCCAAGGGAAGGAGGCGCCCGAGGACCCGCCCCAGUCCCGUCCACGUUCCCCCCAGGAAGCCGGACUCUAUGGGGCGGGACCCUGGGGGAGACUGAGCAGAACCUGGAGCCAGCCCCGAACCCCUGAACCUCCAGCCAGGGGCGCCCCGUGAGCCCCCAGCCGGUGGGCGCGCCGCCCGCCCGCCGAGCAGCCAUGAGCGAGACGGUCAUCUGCUCCAGCCGGGCCACGGUGAUGCUUUACGAUGACAGCAACAAGCGAUGGCUGCCUGCCGGCACGGGCCCCCAGGCCUUCAGCCGCGUCCAGAUCUACCACAACCCCACGGCCAAUUCCUUCCGUGUUGUCGGCCGAAAGAUGCAGCCAGACCAGCAGGUGGUCAUCAACUGCGCCAUCGUCCGGGGCGUCAAGUAUAACCAGGCCACCCCCAACUUCCAUCAGUGGCGUGACGCCCGCCAAGUCUGGGGUCUCAACUUCGGGAGCAAGGAGGAUGCGGCCCAGUUUGCCUCAGGCAUGGCCAGUGCCUUAGAGGCACUGGAAGGAGGUGGGCCGCCUCCCCCCGCAGCGCCUCCCGCCUGGUCGGUCCAGAACGGCCCCUCCCCGGAGGAGCUGGAGCAGCAGAAAAGGCAGCAGCUGGGCCAGCAGGAGCACGUGGAGCGCGAGCGCCGGGUCUCCAAUGCAGGAGGCCCACCUGCUCCUCCAGCUGGGGGUCCGCCCCCACCUCCAAUACCACCCCCGCCUCCAGGUCCCCCGCCACCCCCUGGUCUGCCCGCCUCGGGGGUCUCGGCUGCAGGGCAUGGAGCUGGGGGAGGCCCACCCCCUCCACCCCCUCUCCCUGCUGCACAGGGCUCCAGUGGUGGAGGGGCCGGCGCCCCUGGUCUGGCCGCAGCCCUUGCUGGAGCCAAACUCAAGAAAGUCAGCAAGGAGGAGGCCUCAGGGGGGGCCCCAGCCCCCAAAGCCGAGAGUGGGAGGAGCACAGGUGGGGGGCUCAUGGAGGAGAUGAAUGCCAUGCUGGCCCGGAGAAGGAAAGCCACACUGGUUGGAGAGAAACCCCCCAAGGAUGAAUCUGCCAAUCAGGAGGAGCCAGAGGCCAGAGUCCCGGCCCAGAGUGAACCGGUGCGAAGACCCUGGGAGAAGAACAGCACAACCUUGCCAAGGAUGAAGUCGUCUUCCUCAGUGACCACUUCCGAGGCCCAGCCCUCUGCACCAAGCUCCAGUGACGAGUCAGACCUGGAGAGGGUGAAACAGGAGCUUCUGGAAGAGGUGAGGAAGGAACUGCAGAAAGUGAAAGAGGAAAUAAUUGAAGCCUUUGUCCAGGAGCUGAGGAAACGGGGUUCUCCCUGACCCCAGGGACCCAGAAGAUCCUGCUUCUCCUUUCUGCACACCCUGCCUGUCACCCUGCUUUCCCUGCCUCAACUUGACUUGGAAUAGGCUGAAGACUACACAGGAAUGCGUCUUCCCCACUCCCCAACUCACUUGGAAAAUUCCAAGGCGGGGCGGCUUCCCUGGCACCACGCCCAUACCUGUAUCGGCUGCUGAUUGGCUGGGGAGGUCCCCACCCUUUGCUCCCUUUGGUCCUUCCCCUCUGCCAUCCCCUUGGGGCUGGUGCCUCUGCUGGGGAUGUACCAAUUAGCCCCACAGUCUGGGGGAAGGAAAGAGGGAAUUUCACAUUCCCUGGUUCUAGAUUCACUUUAAAGCUUAAUGCCUUUGAGUUUUUGUUUUUUUAAGAAAAUAAAUAUAUAUAUAUAUUUGGGUUUUUUGGAAGGGGGAAGGGAAAUUUUUUUUCUCUUUGUUUUUUGAUAAAAUGGGGUGUGGGGAGUUUUUAAAUGCUAUAGCCCCAGGCUUGCCCCAUUUGGGACAGCUACUUAAGGGGGGAGAAUGUCCCACCCCGCUAGGGGCUCCUCUCCCUACCCCAGGGACCCCAUCUGCCUUUUCCUCUGGUUCCUUCCCCUUUUAUAUGAGGAAUUAAGAUGCUGUAACUUUUUUGGAACCUCAGUUUUUUUUGGGUUUUUUUAUUUGGGUAGGUUUUGGGGUCCAGGCCAUUUUUACCCCCUGGGGAAAAUUAAGAUGGGGGAGAAAGGAAAAGGGGAGGAAACCUCUCUUCUCCCACCUUCACCUUUAGCUUCUUGAAAAUGGGCCCCUGCGGAAUAAAUCUGCCAGUUUUUAUAAAUGCUAA
Molecule: messenger RNA, 2301 nt
Organism: Choloepus didactylus (southern two-toed sloth)
Lineage: Eukaryota; Metazoa; Chordata; Mammalia; Pilosa; Megalonychidae
Gene: VASP
Product: vasodilator stimulated phosphoprotein
Exons: 13
Coding region: 324-1469 (381 amino acids)
Biological process (GO): positive regulation of actin filament polymerization; axon guidance; protein homotetramerization
Cellular component (GO): cytoskeleton
Molecular function (GO): SH3 domain binding; actin binding; profilin binding
Source: RefSeq, a predicted model, not a curated record